This is a messenger RNA of Alosa alosa (allis shad), 1330 nucleotides long. It is a transcript of the gene ercc1, whose product is annotated as excision repair cross-complementation group 1. The transcript has 9 exons. Gene Ontology annotation, molecular function: single-stranded DNA binding; damaged DNA binding. Lineage: Eukaryota; Metazoa; Chordata; Actinopteri; Clupeiformes; Clupeidae. Gene Ontology annotation, cellular component: nucleus; nucleotide-excision repair factor 1 complex; ERCC4-ERCC1 complex. Bases 58 to 1095 code for a protein of 345 amino acids. Gene Ontology annotation, biological process: meiotic mismatch repair; mitotic recombination; UV-damage excision repair. The record is from RefSeq and is a predicted model, not a curated record.
AGAAUAAGAAAAACAAAACAUCCGAUAUGCUUCUCGCUGUGUAGGAUUCUGUUGAAUAUGGAGAAAAAGAAGUUUAAUAUCAAUUUAGAUGACUCAGCUUUCACCAAAGAAAGAUCGCCGGUUCGUCCGCUGUUCAAAGCCUCGACCGCUGACGCUCAGAAAGGCCCGGAAGUAUCCUCAACGGCGCCUCAGCAUGGCGGCCAGCCGCUCUCCUAUGCGCAGUUCAUCAUCCAGAGCAAAGGUCGCCCAGCGGGGCCUGCACAGGGAGGGGGCACCACUGUGCGGGGGCUGAGAGAGGACGCUCAGGGCAGCGAGGGAGAGAGCGAGGCAGCCGUCCGGCAACCUCCCAUCUCCGAGGGGGGGUCAGGAAAGAGCCAGCAGCAGGCAGAGAGGAGCGGAGGAGUGGGGGGCACUGCUGCAACCGUGGCAACGGGGGAUCAGGAGGAAGGUCCGAGUGUCACUCCGCACCUGCUGGGGUCAGGAAGCAGCAUCAUCGUCAGUCCCCGACAGAGAGGAAACCCCAUCUUGAAGUUUGUGAGGAGUGUACCCUGGGAGUUUGGAGAUGUGGUGCCUGACUAUGUCCUCGGACGGACCACCUGUGCUCUCUUUCUCAGUGUGCGUUAUCAUAAUCUGAACCCCAACUACGUCCAUGAGCGCUUGAAGCUGCUGGGAAACUGCUUCUCUCUCAGGGUGCUACUGGUGCAGGUGGACGUGAAAGACCCCCAUCACGCUCUGAGGGAACUGGCUCGGAUCUGCAUCAUGGCCGACUGCACACUCAUCCUGGCCUGGAGCCCAGAGGAGGCGGGUCGUUAUCUGGAGACGUAUAAAUCCUAUGAGAAGAAGCCUGCAGACCUGCUGAAGGAACAGGUGGAGAAGGACUACCUGUCCAAGGUGACGGACUGCCUGACUACAGUGAAGUCUGUGAACAAGACGGAUGCCGUCACUCUGCUCUCCACCUUCUCAUCUGUGGAGGGCAUCAUUAAGGCGUCUAAAGAGGAGCUGGUCCUGUGUCCUGGCCUGGGUCCCCAGAAGGCCAAACGGCUCUAUGAUGUGCUCCAUCAGCCUUUCCUCAAGUCCAGCAAGAAGGACAGCUGACCCUCUUCUGGACACGGUUCUCCUCCAUCUGCAGAACUGUAGUGUCGUCCAUACGGAACCCACACGGUUCUCCUGCACCCACAGAACUCUACAACCCUCUGCACGGAACACACACGGUUCUGGUUUUCCCCUGAAACUCAAUACAAAUGUGUGGUUCUGUGUUGCAGAACCUUCUCAGAACCAUUGACACAUUUAAUUCACAAACAUUGUAAAUAAAUAUUGUGUUUUUGUACAA